GUUCGCAGCUCGUGAAAGACAGUGCACUUUGAGAAAGCCCAUCGUAGGCUGUCUCGACGUGUAUGUUUUGAACGAUUCGCAACAUGUUAAUGAGUUUUUACCAGAUUUUAAUUAAAAAUUCAUGCAGCGUGUUCAGUAUACGAAAGAAAAUUAAUAGUGCAAGACAUUUACCCUCUUGAUUAAGUAUUUUCGUUAGUAUCAAUUGUGCAAUAAGGAAAGUGAAGAACGAUGCCAGGCAAAGGAGGCAGGAGACGAAAAUCCGGUCAUGGUGGAAAGAGAGCUGAGUUAACAUCUGAUGAAGAUUCUAUCAAUAACGAUGCAUGUAGCGUGUCCAGCAGUCAAUCUGAUAAUCGCAGCAUGUUAGAUGAUGUAAACGACAAUGAGGUUGAUGAACUUACGCAGCAAGAAGCAUUCGAAGAAAAACUAAAGGAAGCAAUCGAUGGUCUAACACAGAAGAGCGCGAAAGGCAGAACAAUCUGUUUCAAUGGAAUGGAGAAAAUAUUUGCUAUCAAGUAUAUUCCAGAUUUUGUAGAAGAUAGGAAAAUGACCAUCACAGAUUCGGUAGAGCGAGGUUUGAAGAAGGGCCGUAGCGAAGAACAAUCUACCGCAGCCAGAUUAAGUACUUUGCUUUGUGUUCAACUGGGGGCUUUUGAAAGUGCAGAGAUAGUCUGUCGAGAUUUAAAGAGUACUUUGACUUUUAUAGCCAGUGACACCACAGCUUCUACACAAGCACGUUCAGAGUGUUGUUGGGCUCUGAGCAUGAAUCAAUUUUUAUCAGGCAAUGACGCGACCGCUACUAUUGAAAUCAUGCAAUUGCUAUCUAGUAUUUUUUCUGGUUCUUAUCUAAAAGGGAAUGGUGCUAUAGCAACUAUUUCUUCAGAGGUCGCAGCAUUACACGCUGCUGCCAUUUCAUCAUGGACGCUUCUUUUAACAGUAAUGGCACCAGCUGAUAUAUACAAUUUACUUGCGAGUGAUAGAACCAAUAGCUACAUGCCGUCCUUGAAUAGAUUGCGCGAGUUAUUGAAAUCACCACAUUUGGACAUAAGGUUGUCGGCUGGAGAGACUUUAGCUAUAAUAUUCGAGCUUGGUCGCGAUUUUUCUGACGACUACGAGCAAGAUUGGUCAUUGGAUUUAAUCGAGAUAUUAAAAGAUCUGGCUACGGAUUCGAAUAAGUACAGAGCAAAAAAAGAUCGUAAGCAACAGAGAGCUAAUUUCAGAGAUAUACUUCGCUACAUAGAGGAGGACAUCGUACCAGAAAUGCAUGUAAAAUUUGGCCAAGAAAUUCUGUAUUUGGAAGGAUGGUGUGCACGAACUCAGUACAACGCGUGUUGUAGAUUACUUGGUCCAGGUAUAAAUAUUCAUCUUGCAGAAAAUCAUCUCCUGCGCGAAAUUUUUCAUCUUGGUAACAAAGUUUUACCAAUAUCACUCAACCAGAAAACUACUAAAUUGGAAAGGACACUGAUGAAUGCAGCUGCAUUUAAAGCACGUACGAUACAACGUAAUAAAAACCGAGACAAACGAUCAGCAGCCUUGGCACCGUAAUUCUUCAACUUUCUGCUUUUAUACACUAGAUAAUUUUUUUAAAAUAAGGAAACAUAAUUAAAAUUUUUAUUUAUUAUAUGUUUAUUAUAGAUUCUGUAAGUACUGGAGAAAAUUUAUUGCGUACUAUUUUUCACGAUGGAUUAUUUUAAAUUGUAAAUAGAGAUGAGCAAAAAAAAGAAAAUAUUAUACUUUGAAUAUUCUGUUUUAAUUGAUUAAAUAGAAAAUUUGUUUUAACUUGUUCCUAAUUGUAACUGAGACCAUUAUUGUUACUCAAUGUUGUUUAAUACUAUUUAAAUUUUGUAUAUACUUUAUUGAAAUAUGUAUAUACUACAAAUACUCGAUUAUUAUAUUUGUUUUUCUCUAUUGAAUUUAAUGAAUAUUGCUAUGUUAGUACAUUCUGUAAAAAGAAUUUGUUUCUAACUCUGAUGCUCGAAUUAUUAUCGAUGUUUUAAUUUUUACAAAUAAUUAAUUUGGAAUGUAUACAAAAUCAUAUACUAAUUAUAAUCAUCUAUUUAAAUAAGUAUUAGAUGUAACUAUUUAAAUAAGUUACCUUGUCUAUAUAUAUAAAAAUAUAGAAGUUGGCAUUGUACAUAAUUACAUAAGUUAUAACAUAGCAUAGGAAUUCUUGGUUAUAUAUUAUAUGAUAAAAUAAAGUAGAAAUACUUGUAA
Messenger RNA from Frieseomelitta varia, 2211 nucleotides. It is a transcript of the gene Ifrd1, whose product is annotated as interferon-related developmental regulator 2. The record is from RefSeq and is a predicted model, not a curated record. The transcript is spliced from 6 exons. Lineage: Eukaryota; Metazoa; Arthropoda; Insecta; Hymenoptera; Apidae. The coding region runs from base 229 to 1542 and encodes 437 amino acids.